Messenger RNA from Sclerotinia trifoliorum, 1094 nucleotides. The record is from the annotation of a GenBank genome assembly. NCBI's taxonomy places the organism in Eukaryota, Fungi, Ascomycota, Leotiomycetes, Helotiales, Sclerotiniaceae.
UAGCGAAACUUUUUCACACGAUCUUUCAAUUUGAUCUUUUUACCUCGAUGGAUUUUUGAAGUAAACCAUCAAUUCCUCGACAACUCAAAUCCAAUACUAAUCCACCAGGAAGUAUAUUCGUCGAAAUGGCUCCUCCAGCAAAGAAAGGUACAGUUCCCUUUCUCUCAAAUAAGCAUUGAUCGCAUUCUUGAUCGCAAUAUUGUCCUUGGGGAAUAUUGCGGGCCGCUUUGAAAAUACGAAAAUAUGAAAAUAUUUCCAAAUACAACGCGAAGGAAUGCGAAAGAUGCGCACCAGCAGUAGCAGAUAUUGCGAGUUCUUCAAGAGCGCUUGCUGAUGCGUAAGUUUUAAUAGGUGCUGCCGCCAAGGGUGGUAACAAGAAGGCCAAUGCCGCUGCUAAGGCUACCUUGAAGGGUGUAAGUUCUUCUAUCUGUUGCUGUUAUUGACGCUUGAUGCUAACAAUUCCAUCAGGUCCACUCCCACAAGGUCCGCAAGGUCCGUCUCUCGACCACUUUCCACAGACCCAAGACACUUCAACUCUCCCGUGCACCAAAGUACCCACGUACUUCCAUCGUCUCUCAACCUCGUCUCGAUGAGCACAAGGUCAUCAUCCACCCAUUGAACACCGAGAGCGCCAUGAAGAAGAUCGAGGAGAACAACACCCUCGUCUUCAUUGUCGAUAUUAAGGCAAACAAGGCUCAAAUCAAGGAGGCCUUGAAGAAGCUUUACGACAUUGACACCGUCAAGAUCAACACCCUCAUCCGGUACGCCUAAAUUGAUGAACAAAUUUUUUAACAGUUGCUAAUAUAUCGAUAACAGACCAGAUGGAUCCAAGAAGGCCUUUGCCCGUCUUACCGCAGAUGUUGAUGCUCUUGACAUUGCUGCCACCAAGCUCGCAAUCGUCUAAAUUGUCAAAAUGGGAGUGGAAUUGGGAAUCUGGAUUUGAGGGAAUAAAAAGUUAUAUGGUUGAUAAAUGACCAGCUUUUUCUACGAUUGGCUGAUACCCACAUCCAUGCGGCGUAAUGAGAUGAAUUUAAAAAUAUGUACACCAAUGCAGUACUAUCCCGCCAAUGACAAUUCCUGAUGCACUUGAUUAU